CAUAUCGAAAUGGCAAGAACCAAGCAGACCGCCCGUAAAUCCACCGGAGGCAAGGCUCCCAGGAAGCAGCUGGCCACCAAGGCUGCCCGUAAGAGCGCCCCAGCCACCGGCGGCGUGAAGAAGCCCCAUCGCUACAGGCCCGGUACCGUGGCUCUGAGGGAGAUCCGCCGCUACCAGAAGUCCACCGAGCUGCUGAUCCGCAAGCUGCCCUUCCAGCGCCUGGUGAGGGAGAUCGCUCAGGACUUCAAGACCGACCUGCGCUUCCAGAGCUCCGCCGUCAUGGCGCUGCAGGAGUCCAGCGAGGCUUACCUGGUCGGCCUGUUCGAGGACACCAACCUGUGCGCCAUCCACGCCAAGAGGGUCACCAUCAUGCCCAAGGACAUCCAGCUGGCCCGCCGCAUCCGCGGAGAGCGCGCCUAAACCUACCCUACGACUAGUGCACCACCAAGGGGCGGCUUUAGCUCAGUGGGGUAAGAGGGCCGUCCUGCAACCGCAAGGUUGUGGGUUCGAUCCCCGCUCUCCCCAUUAGUUGCAAGUCGAAGUGUCCUUGAGCAAGGCACUGAACCCCCAGUUGCUUCCCGGGCGCUUCACCGCAGCCCACUGCUCCUUAAUAAAUAAGGAUGGGUUAAAUGCAGAGAACUAAUUUCCCCUUGGGGAUUAAUAAAAGUGUAUAUUCGUGUAUAUUCAUUCGUGUAUAUUCAUAGUCACUCUCAUGCAAUAUACAUUCAUUCUUGCCAUUUACAUUUGCAUAGAGUAAACAUUACCCCUAUGCUUCAUAAUACAUUAAUAACAAUAUUCUCCUUAAUAUUGUCUAUUCUAAUAUCUUUCUAUAUGUAUUAAUUUAAAACAUAAGACCUCUGCAGAUGUUAUCAAAAUAAAC
Pseudoliparis swirei is the source of this 880-nucleotide messenger RNA. Its product is annotated as histone H3. NCBI's taxonomy places the organism in Eukaryota, Metazoa, Chordata, Actinopteri, Perciformes, Liparidae. The record is from RefSeq and is a predicted model, not a curated record. The transcript has a single exon. Gene Ontology annotation, molecular function: protein heterodimerization activity; structural constituent of chromatin; DNA binding. Gene Ontology annotation, cellular component: nucleosome. The coding region runs from base 10 to 420 and encodes 136 amino acids.